AGGUGGUGUUGGACCAAUCAGAGUGAAGCAUGGCGCUGUCCUUCUGCGGUAACGACCGUAACGACUCGUACAACGUGGACGAGGGCGUGCUGAAUAACGGAUGCUUCGUCGACGCCCUCAACCUCGUGCCACAUGUCUUCCUCCUCUUCAUCACCUUCCCCAUCCUCUUCAUCGGUUGGGGUAGCCAGAGUUCCAAGGUCCAGAUCCACCACAACACCUGGCUCCAUUUCCCAGGCCACAACAUGCGUUGGGUACUCACCUUCACACUGCUGUUCGUACACGUGUGUGAGAUCGCAGAGGGAAUCGUCUCCAAUCAGCGGAUGUCUUCUCCUCAUCUUCAUCUCUUCAUGCCGGCGUUCAUCGGCUUCAUAGCGGCCACAACAUCAGUGGUGUACUACCACAACAUAGAAACCGCAAACUUCCCAAAACUACUACUGGCUUUAUUCAUCUACUGGGUGCUGGCCUUCAUCACUAAGAGUAUAAAGUUGUGGAAGUUUGUGGAGUCUGCGAAGGGGCCUCAACACCUGAGAUUCUGCAUCACCGCCAUGUUGGUUAUAGUGUACGGGUUACUAAUGGCCGUGGAGAUCAACGUCAUACGCGUCCGGAAGUAUGUGUUCUUCGCGAGCCCCCAGAAAGUAAAGCCUCCAGAGGAUCUUCAGGAUUUGGGCGUUCGUUUCCUGCAGCCGUUCGUGAAUCUGCUGUCCAAGGCCACCUACUGGUGGAUGAACCCCCUCAUCAUGGGGGCCCACAAGCGGCCCAUCGAGCUCAAGAGGAUCGGGAAACUGCCCAUCGCCAUGAGGGCGCUCACCAACUACCUACGGCUCAAGGAUGCUUACGACGAACAGAGGCAUGCGGAGGACCCUGAGAAGGCUCCGUCUAUUUGGCGUUCGAUGUACCGGGCGUUCGGGCGUCCGAUCCUCCUGAGCAGCACGUUCCGUUACCUUGCCGACCUGUUGGGCUUCGCCGGGCCGCUCUGCAUAUCGGGCAUAGUGUCCAACCUGGAGAACAGGGCAGAGAUGGACAAGAUAGCAGCCCAGAGAACAAACAAUACAGACCCGUCUGAUGUGUACUUCAUGGACACCACUGAGCUGUUGGAGAACACUCCGGUUCUAGCGGUUCUACUGUUCCUGGCACUCGUACUGCAGAGAACCUUCUUACAGGCCUCCUAUUACGUUACCAUAGAGACGGGGAUCAACCUCAGAGGAGCACUACUGGCUAUGAUCUACAAUAAGAUUCUGCGCUUGUCGACCUCCAACAUGUCGAUGGGAGAGAUGACGCUCGGCCAGAUAAACAACCUGGUCGCCAUAGAAACCAACCAGCUGAUGUGGUUCCUAUUCCUCUGCCCAAACCUCUGGGCCAUGCCAGUGCAGAUUAUCAUGGGUGUCAUCCUGCUGUACUAUCUCCUGAGGGAGAGUGCUCUAAUAGGGGCUGCUGUCAUCGUGCUGCUGGCUCCUGUUCAAUACCUCAUCGCCACACGACUAGCAGACACACAGAAGAGCACACUGGACUACUCUACAGAGCGUCUGAAGAAGACUACAGAGAUCUUGAAGGGUAUAAAGUUAUUGAAGUUGUACGCCUGGGAAAAGAUCUUCUGUGACAGCGUGGAGGAGACGCGAGGACAAGAGCUCACCAGCCUACGCACCUUCGCAUUCUACACGUCUAUGUCAAUUUUCAUGAAUGCUGCCAUCCCCAUAGCUGCUGUGCUGGCGACCUUCGUUACUCACGCCUAUCUGAAUGAGGAGCGUCUCAGCCCCUCCAAAGCCUUCGCCUCAUUGGCUCUCUUCCACAUCCUGGUCACGCCCCUUUUCCUACUCUCCACUGUGGUUCGCUUCGCCGUCAAGGCCCUGGUCAGUGUCCAGAAGCUGGGUGAGUUCCUGGAGAGGAAUGAGAUCGGCGACGACAGCUGGAGGAACGGAGACAUGUCCAUCAACCUGGACUCAUGCAAGAAGCACAGCGUGCCGAAGGCGUUUAAUCGUAAGCAGCCUCUCCGCUACCAGAUGGACAGCUAUGGCUUUGAACAGCAGCCCUCAAGACGACCCCUGAGACCUGCAGAGACAGAGGACGUGGCAGUCAAG
Messenger RNA from Engraulis encrasicolus (European anchovy), 2075 nucleotides. Its product is annotated as ATP-binding cassette sub-family C member 9-like. Gene Ontology annotation, biological process: potassium ion transport; transmembrane transport. The record is from RefSeq and is a predicted model, not a curated record. NCBI's taxonomy places the organism in Eukaryota, Metazoa, Chordata, Actinopteri, Clupeiformes, Engraulidae. Gene Ontology annotation, molecular function: sulfonylurea receptor activity; ATP binding; ABC-type transporter activity. Gene Ontology annotation, cellular component: membrane. The annotation marks the transcript as partial. The transcript has 15 exons.